AUGAUGAAUGAAGAUCUUGAUGACGACGAAGACGACGUUAUACUUGAUCGACAAAAUUUAAUUCAUAAUAUAAAUAGCACAUCAAGUAAUUCCGAUCUUAAUCAAUCGAAUUUUGAACUCGACGAUGAUUCUAAUACACUAUCAAAACAAAAAACAGCGAUUUUAGCUGUUACUUGUAUAUCCAUUGGUAUGUUUACCGGAUUAUUGGGACCUACAUUUUCAUAUCUCGAACAAAAGAUGUCUACUAAAUUAUCAUCCAUUGUUUGGCUCAUUGCUGUUAAAGCAAUAGGUUUUCUUAUUGGAACUUGUUUAAGUUCUUGUCUGUACACAUGGUUUAAUGUAUGUUGUUUGCUUGGUUUAUCUUGUUUAUCGAUAAGUUUCGGUGUUUGUUCACUACCAUUUAUAACAGAUUUGACAACAUUUUAUUUAACUUCACUUAUACUUGGUAUUGCUUUGGGCUUAUCUUAUAGUGGAAUGGAUGCGCUUUAUAAUCGUGUAUGGACUCAACCAACUGUCUCAUCUAUUCGUUGGCUACAUUUACUCAUAGCUUUAGGUGCUAUACUUUCAACAUUGAUGCUACUACCGUCAACGUUUUCAACUGAUAAAAAUACUUCAUCAAUUAUAAAUACUACUCAAUCGUUGCGGCCGCCUCGUGAAAUUUUCAAUAAUAAUACAGAAUUAUCAUUUAAUUUAUCAACAUCAAAAUCUAUUUGUAUGGAUUCGUUUUGUUGUUAUGAUCAGAAUAAUCGAAAUCAAACAUUUAUCUGUCAAGAAAGCGAUAGAAAUAAUUCGAUCGAUUGUCAAAAUAUUCUUUCAUCAUGCCGAACUUCAUUAUUAAAUAUCUGUAAUAUAUCGUGUCACAUUGAUCGGGUAUGUACGUCAAAUUGCUCAAUGGAAUCCAUUGAUCCCGCUACAAAUAAAAGCAGCAUUAUCCCUGUAAUUGUUAGUCAAACAUCAACUAGUCAUCAUAACAAACCUCAAACAGCUGAAUCAUACAACGAUGAUCUUUCACAAAAUUAUUUUUAUCUUAAAAUUCGUUCAUUUCUUCGUUCGAUUACAUUGAUUGAUUUAAUUUAUUUGUUUAUUUCGUUAUUAUUUUUUCUAUUGGCUAUUACCUAUUCCAUAUUGGCGAUGAAGGACGACACAAUGGGUUUACUUUCGAUGUCAAAUUUAAACUCAUUAUCAUUAUUAUUUAUUCAGCCUCAUCGAAUAGUUAAUAAUUCGAAUAGGCAAGUUUCAUUGCUGUCGGAUCGUUCAUCAUUUAAAUUUGUUUUUCUUCUUGCCUUAUUUUAUUUUAUCUUAUCCGGCAUUGAAAAUUCCUGUACGUAUUUAACAUAUCUAUUUGGCAGAAAAAUUCAAUUAUCAGAAAGAAACAGUUUAGUAUUUCAAAUUUGUUAUCUAUGCGGUCGUUUAAUCGAUAUACUUAUUAAUCAUGCGUGGCUUUUAGUGAAUAAAUACCUGAAAAAACAAUCAGAUUUCAUUUCAAUAAAAUCCUUAAUAUUUUUUCGUUUGCUCAUUUUAUUUCUUAUUUGUUUCUCAAGUUUAUCUCAUGAAAAACUGUAUUAUUUUGUAUUUUUCUCAAUCGGAUUCUUUUUAACAUCAUUAUCAAGUUUAAUAUUAUAUUGGAUUGAACGUGAUCUAAGUUUAAAUGAAUUACUUCUUCGUAUUAUAUUAUAUGCAAUGCUAAUUGGUGAAAUAAUCUUUCCUGUAAUUAUCUUUUAUAAAAUAGAAUAUUUUCUACAAUAUUAUUUAUUAAUUGGGUUAUGUUUAUUGAUGAUUUUAUUCAUAAUAAUUUUAUAUUCGAGUAAAAAAUGGCAACGAAAUCGAUUGUAUCGCUUAUUACCAACAUCCAUGGAAUUGGAUGAAAUCGAUACUGAAAACAAUACUGAUAAUGAAGCAUAG
Messenger RNA from Rotaria socialis, 1902 nucleotides. The record is from the annotation of a GenBank genome assembly. NCBI's taxonomy places the organism in Eukaryota, Metazoa, Rotifera, Eurotatoria, Philodinida, Philodinidae.